CCUCACCCUGCCACGCAUCAAUAAAGGGUCUGGGGGUUAGUCAAGCUAAGGUGUUGACGACCAAGUGCCCCUGCAUCGUUCCAAACGUUUGAAAAGGCAAGGGACUGGAGGCCUAAGCCAAGCCGCUAGUAAACGACGCUAGGCGCAUUCCUACCUAGCGGCCACGAUGUCUCUCAAACGUCCUUACGCUGACGUCUUCGCGGAUGAUCGCUCGAUAGCGGACGGCGAUGAGUCCGCAUGUGCCAUCCAAGAUACCCCAGCCCUGCAAGAGUCGUCGUGGGGCAAUUAUGUGGCCGAACUGCUCAACCCUGUAACUCCACACGGGGCUGAUGGCGAGUACGCCGACUACUGCCCCGUUGAUGAGUCUCUAUUCUUUACGCAGAGGCAGAUCGACCAAUGGGCAGCGGAGAAUUUCCCGUCUCUGACCACCUCCAUAUCAUCCAGUCCUGACCAGGAAGGCGAACAGAUUUGUUACGGAAUGUUGUUUCGAGUUCCGGUGAAACUAUGUGGAGAUAUGGCCGUCCUUGACAGCCGAUUGAGCUCUGCAGAUGACUACCCAUUCCGAGGCCACUACCAAAUGCAGAUCGUCCGACACGAGGACCAGACCAUCAUCGGCUUCCCAGAUUCCACUUCCUUUGGAGAAGCGAACGCUCAACUAGAAAAAGCUCUCAAAACCAUCGCUGAUCAGCGGUAUCAGAUCGAUCUCGAGGUACUUGCUCACGUCAAGUCUAUCCGAGAAGUCAUCCACAAGUCGACGAAGGAGAAAGAUGCUGUUGUCCGCGUGAAUAUCAAUCUGUACGGUGCGAGGUGUACUGCUCAAGGUGUUGGCCGAGAGCUUUCCCGAAACAAGCUCUAUCUGCAACGACCUGACUACAUGCGACCGGGUUCGCAUUAUGAUAAUCCCCAUGAGCUCAAGUUACCCGACUAUCAAUCAUCAUUCCAAGACUAUGUAAUGCACUUGCCGGAGGAGAAGAAGUCUGAAAGCGAGAUCAACAAGGCUGAAGCAUUCAAAACGACUCUCUCUACCGUCUACUCCUCGCUUACACGCGGUCAAAAGUUGAUCGGCCUAGAGGGCGAUGACAGCUUGAAGACUCCACUUCUACUACACCAAAUGCAGGCCCUUGACUUCAUGACGCAACGCGAAAGUGGUCCCAUACCCGAAGAAUUCCGUUUGUGGAAACUUAUCGAGAUAGAUGGGAAGACUUAUUAUCGCCAUAUUGUUACAAAUAACACGUCUCCUAUCUUUCACCCUGAAACAGGGGGCGGCAUUCUAGCGGACGAAAUGGGGAUGGGCAAGACCUUGAGCAUCCUGGCUCUCAUACUGAGGACACGCGACUCUGCUUAUGAAUGGGCACACGAGGCUACCCUCGCACACGAGAUACGACCAGAGCACAAACGGAGACGCCGGACGAGAGCAACCCUGAUAGUCGCAUCUUCAGACUUGAUGAUCAACGAAUGGUUUCAGGAAAUGGAGAGACAUUUUCGCAACCAAGUCCGUGGUGCCUUGAGAACUAUCAAGUACCAUGGCACGAACCGGGAAACCAACCCAACGAAGCUCUGUGAUGCUGAUCUCAUCAUCACAACUUAUCAUACCCUCGCUUCAGACUACGCAAAAGAUAGGAGCCCGUUGAACGGCAUCGAAUGGUACAGAUUAGUACUUGACGAAGCGCAUAUUAUACGGCGGCAAUCUACCGUGCUAAAUCGCACCGUGACCGAAUUAAACGCUCGGUCACGAUGGUGUCUCACCGGGACCCCUAUACAGAAUCGAUUGGAAGACAUCGGCGCCUUGUUUGCUUUCAUCAAGGCCAACCCCUUCCACACCCUCUCAACAUUCAAAAAGCACAUUUCCCUACCUUUCGACGAGGGCGGUAAGCGACGGGCGGUGGCUACCGAGAACUUUACACUGCUACUAGACUCUUUGUGUCUGCGGCGGACCAAAGACCUGCUUCAUCUUCCAGAUCAGAGAGACUGCGUUCGCGUGAUUGAGUUUUCAGCUGAAGAGAAAAGGCAAUACGAACAGACGAAGAAAACAAUGUUCCGAGCUGCCAAGAACCAGGUAGGCGGUUUCGAUCAAAGAAGCACGCUGGGAAUGUUUCAGGUGUGGCUCCAGCUUCGCAUUCUUUGCAACCACGGUACCUAUCAACAGCCGUUCUCCUGGAACCGACGGAAGCUGCACCUGCUAGACGAAAGAGAGGCGAUAGAGACUUCGCUAGGGAGAAAUGGGGAAGUGACUUGCUCGGCUUGUAAGCAGACGAUGCCCAUUAUCGGUUCUGGUUUGUACCGGCGCUUCACUGAACACUGCCGCCACGUCCUAUGCUCCGAAUGCAUCGAACAGAGCACCCCGGACGGUCAGGACACUCUUCCAAAGAGCUGUCCCUUGUGCGCGCCGUUGUGGGCCAACCCUCCUCAUCACCAAAGGCCUACCCUUUUCUCGGAGGAUGAGGGGUAUUUCCGAUCGCAGGGGAGAUCCUCCAAAAUGGAAGCCCUAAUGGUGGAUGUAAAAGCCGACCUUGGGGUUAGCAAGAGUAUCAUCUUUUCCUGUUGGACUCACACCCUGGAUCUUAUACAAUUGUAUCUAAAAGCGGCCGGAAUCACCUUCCAACGUAUAGAUGGCGAAUGUGCUACAUCCAAACGCCAGCAUAUCCUGGACAACUUCGCCCACAACCCGCAAUUGCGCGUCUUGAUCAUGACGACAGGGACCGGUGCUGUAGGGCUAAACCUUGCCACGGCAAACCGCGUGUUCCUCGUCGAACCACAAUGGAAUCCAAGCGUCGAGAACCAGGCCAUCGCACGGGCUCUGCGUCUCGGGCAAGAGCAACCAGUCCAGGUGACUAGAUAUGUUGUCAAUAGGUCUGUGGAGCAGGAAAUGCGAUCGCUUCAAGAUCGGAAGUUGGAAAUUGCAGGUAUCGCGUGGGAGUAAUUGGAAGCGCUUGGUCUCAGGCUCUGGAGCCAUGCUGAAAUUCGAGUUGAUUGUGGGUCCUCUCGCCGGUGAUUUUCGAGUACCUCUCUGCGCUUAAGGGACCUUGCGAGACAUGAAGAGCGUUUCUUUAGAUCAUUUUGCGGUACAUGCUUGCUGAGCCGGUCAAUGAGCUCUUGUGGGAGAUGGUCCAUCUCGCUUGAAGCCGGAACUAGCAGUCACUCUAUUGGGUGGACUAUACAUCGAUCGGUCAGAGAAUAUCAUUCCGGGAUGUUAUUGAGGAAUUGCCUCCACAAUAAUAGGUGCGAAAGGAUUGACCAUUCCUCAUUUAGUAAGCUCGUUGAACCAACCAUUCCACCAACAAGCCCAUCGCCAACCGCCUGGAUAUCUACAGAUCGAGGAAA
Messenger RNA from Trematosphaeria pertusa, 3321 nucleotides. RefSeq lists its product as uncharacterized. The record is from RefSeq and is a predicted model, not a curated record. Gene Ontology annotation, molecular function: ATP-dependent chromatin remodeler activity; ATP binding. The transcript is spliced from 13 exons. Lineage: Eukaryota; Fungi; Ascomycota; Dothideomycetes; Pleosporales; Trematosphaeriaceae. The coding region runs from base 167 to 2920 and encodes 917 amino acids.